GAAUCCUCCAUUAUGUAGCUUGUGGCGUACGUCGCGGUAGUUAAGGUGUUUGUGACGUUGAAACAAUUUUACGUUUCUCAAAUUUAUUUGUUAACUAUUAGAGCUGGUGUGUAUGAUGAAGAAACAACUUUUAUAAUCCUAGAAAUAAUAUCUGCAGUUCAAUGGAGUCACUGGAUAAUACUGAGCAAAUUGAAUCUGGGUUUUCUGAGAAGAAAUCUUCAGAUGGUUCUGGAGUUAAUGACCAGUUUAGUGAAAUAGUACAAAAUAACAUUAAUAAUGAUUCAGAGAGUAUUAUAGUUAAUAUGAGUGAUAUUGAUGUUCCCAAAAGUGAAUCCUUGAAAACUUUAUGUAAUGAUGCAGACAUUAAUGUUAAUACUAGUGAUAUCGUAGAUUCAGUGUUGCAAAAUUUAGAAGCUAGUGAAGCAGCUUUGUUAAAUAAUGUUGAAGAAAGUGUAGAUAAGCAGAAUGUAGCAUCAGAAAGUGUAGAUAAGCAGAACGUAGCAUCAGAAUGUGUGCAAAAUGUCCAGUCAGAAAUGGACAUUGAUCUACCAAUUUCCAGUCCAGCUAAGGAAUACUCAACAGAAGACACUUCCAUGGAGGUUGAAACUACUUCACAAACUGAUAAACCUACAUCAAUAAAAAGCAAUGAGGAGAAUAUAAAAGAACAAUGUUCUCAAAUUAAGAAGAUUGAUAAUACUGCCUCUGAAAGUAGUGGUAGUGUUGAAAGUAGUAAAAAAGAUGCAGAUGAUAUAAUAGCAGAACAAGAGUUUGAAAGUCAGAGUUUUGAAACAAAUGAAAGUAUAUCAGAAACCAGUAACGAAAAUAGUGAAAACUUAACAUCAACUGCAAUUGAAGAAAAAUCUUGUAAAUUGCAAGAGACUGUGGAUUCUUUUGAAAAAGAAAGGACUAAUGAGGAUGCUGAAAUUUCAACAGAGACAUCUACAAAAAAUGGGGAAAGUGUCCAGGAAGAUGAAGAUGAAGAAGAUGAUAAUGUUAAUAGCAAACAGAGUAAAACAAAUAAAGAUGCUGAAACAAAUUCUUCUGAAGAAAAUAACCUUCAUGAAAAGUCUAGUGAUGCAGAGCAAAACAGUGAAACUCAAGAUAAAGCGGGAGUUGAUUUUGAAAAUGAUGAAAGAGACAAUACAGAAAAGACAGUAUUUGUACAUGUCAGUACUGAAAAUGAAAAGGAAGACAAAUCAGCAGGUGGUCAAGAUAUGGCAGGCGAUGACGAUGAGCCUCAAGAAGAUCCAAUAGCAUCAGAUGGUUCUGAUGGACAAAUUGACGAAGAUUCUAAUAAUAUUGAUGAAGCAGAACAACAAGGGGCUGAUGAAGAAUUAUGCAUUAUUCCAGACACUGAACGUAUCAUAUCACAAGAAGAAAAAGAAGCUGCAGCAGCUAUGAUACCUUUGAGAGAUCCAGCAGAAGUAAUAAGUGCAGAAAGUGGCUCGAAUGAUUCUGGACAGCUUGAUGGUGCUGGAGCAUCUAAGGAAAAAUAUAUAGUAGCAACGAACACUGAUGAAAAUGUUCAUACAUGUGUUCAGUGUUGUUUGCCUAGAAAAUCUAAAUAUACUGUCACAUUAAAUACAAAUACAUCUUAUGUGUGUGAUGACAAUUGCCUAUCAAUUUUUAAAUCGGAAAACAAUGAAAAAAAUAUUUGUUUGGAAGGAGAUUUAAGAGUUAAAAAUCUAUCUGAUGGUGUUAGCAAUGAUAACAUGAUAGCAAAAGUAAAUUUUAUUAGAAAGUGCUCCGAGUGUAACAAAAAAGUUACAAAUCAAGAGAAUAAUUUGUCUUGGGAAACUAUGGACUUUUGUAAUGAAUUUUGUUUAGCAAAACACCAAAAGAAAAUAGGUUCAAACUGUGCAAGUUGCCAAUCAGAAGUUAGAUCCAAUUGCUUGGGGAAAUACUGUGUUCGAUUUGGAUAUGAUAUAAGACAAUUUUGUAGCAGUUCAUGUUUAGAAGAGUACAAAAAAGGGCUAAAAGUCUGUUCUUAUUGUCAGAAAGAUAUGUCAGGUGCUGGGGAUGGCUUCCUGGCACCUGUUGGUGAUAAAGGACAGUUCAAAGAUUUUUGCUCACAAAACUGUAUGGAUAAAUAUGAUGUUAUGAGUAAUAACAAAAAAUUAAGUGCUAAAACUGGAUUAUUAUGCUCCGUUUGUUUGAAUGAAAAACCAAUCACAAUAGAGUUUAAUCAUGAUAACAAAUUAAAUUUAUUCUGCUCAGAGCCAUGUUUUGUUGCCUUUAAAUUUGUUAAUAAUAUAACACCAGGUAAAUGUGAUAUGUGUAAAAAUUACGUCGAUAAUAAAAUUCUAGAAGAGAAUUGUAUAUUUUAUGAUGGAGCACAACACAGUUUUUGUUCAAAAAGUUGCCAAAAUAUUUAUAUUAUUUCUCACAGAAAAAUUGUACCUUGCAGUUGGUGCAAAGUGAAAAAAUACAAUUUUGACAUGAUAAAGAAAGCUGUUCCAAAUGGACAGGUGUUAAUGAUGUGUUCACUAAAUUGUCUUAACUUGUACCAGGUUUCAGUUAAUGCUGUAAACUCGAGAAAAAUUAAAUGUGAUCACUGCUUAAAGUUUCUACAUCCCUUGUACCACUUAACAAUGUCAGAUGCAACUAUAAGAAAUUUCUGUUCUUAUUCUUGCGUUAUGGCAUUUCAAAAUCAGUUUUCUAAGGCACCAAUUACACUUAAUGAAGUUAGUGAAGAUGUACCUGUACCUACUGGUGCUCCUAAAAGAACAAGGAGAGCCACUGCAAAAGCCGCUUCAGAUCCAUUAGUACCAGCCGAUGUCCCAACAAUUCCAGUUAUAACCAGUGUACAAUCUUUAGCAUCAACCAAUGGUCCUUCUACUGUAUCAACAAGAUCUUCCAGAUCAAAAAGUAAUGCACUGUCGACUGCCACAUCAAAUAACAGUUCUCCGGCUAAUUCCCAAGCAUCUACACAAAUCAAAACGCAAAUUAAACAGCAGAUAAUUGUUAAACCUCGUCCUCUUCCGAUGCAAAGGAACAUAGCUACCAUGUGCAAAGUUAUUUCAACAAAUAAAGGCACAAGCUGUAAGCCUUGUGUGACAAACAAGGAAACACAAACAACUAAAUUGGAAGACAAAAAGAUUUUAAUUCCUAUACCAGUACCUAUAUACGUUCCGUGCCCUAUGGCAAUGUAUUCUAUGCCAUAUCCGGUGCCAAUACCAUUUCCUUUACCCGUUCCAGUUCCCAUUUUUAUUCCUACGACCAGAAAUUCUGCUAAUGGAAUUAUGAAAGAAAUAAAGAAAAUACAAGUUAAAAUUCCCACUGAUCCAUUUGAAGCUGAAUUGUUAAUGAUGGCUGAAAUGGUAGCUGCUGAUAAAAAAGAAGAAAACACAGAUUCUGACAGUGGUGAAGAUGACGACGCUGCUGGUGGCCCAGAAGAUAGCUUUAGCCCCGAACCUGUGGAUACAUCAAAUGCCUUUGGGGAGGACGUAUUGCAGAUGGCAUUAAAAAUGGCCACAGAGUUAGAUGAGCCGGCUGUCGAUUUAGAGGGGGCUCUAACAGCUAAUACCAUUACCGCCUCGCAAACUACUGACGGUACAGGAAAUGACGAAUCAGUUGACGAUCCUCAGCCAAUGCAUAGCAUGAUGGAAAGGCAGUCUAUGAGAGGUAGAAAAAGAGGAAUGCGAGGAUCCAGUCGAGCUUACCCAAGCAAAAGAGGGCGUCGUUCGACACAUCACCAGCAGGAAAUGCAAAUGUUGGAACCGCCUCAACCACCUGCUCCCCCUGAACCGGUGGAAAAGCCUGAUGCCAACAUGUGUCUAAAGUAUACAUUUGGGGUAAAUGCUUGGAAACAAUGGGUGACAACCAAAAACGCAGAGUUAGAAAAGUCUUCGAAGCGCGUGAUACUUUUCAAACCUGAAAUUCUUCAACUUACAGCAGAUGAGUUAAAUUAUUCGUUAUGUCUUUUUGUUAAAGAAGUUCGAAAACCAAACGGACAGGAAUACGCCCCCGAUACGAUUUAUUAUUUGUGUUUGGGUAUUCAGCAAUACUUAUUUGAAAAUGGCCGAAUUGAUAACAUCUUCUGUGACCCCUAUUAUGAGAAAUUUACUGAUUGUUUGGAUGAAGUUGCUAGAAAAUUCUCGGUUCUUUACAAUGAUUCUCACUAUAUAGUAACUCGUGUCGAAGAAGAGCAUUUAUGGGAAAGCAAGCAACUUGGGGCUCAUUCUCCACAUGUACUUUUAAGUACAUUGGUAUUUUUUAAUACAAAACAUUUUAACUUAACAACGGUUGAUGAACAUAUGCAGCUAUCAUUUUCCCAUAUAAUGAAACAUUGGAAGCGAAAUCCCAAUCAGCCUGGUGGCAACAAAACUGGCACUAGGAACGUGUUGUUAAGGUUUUAUCCGCCACAAAGCGCCUUAGGUAAUGCUAGAAAGAAAAAAGUUUAUGAACAACAAGAAAACGAAGAAAAUCCUUUACGGUGUCCGGUAAAACUAUACGAAUUUUACCUCACGAAAUGUCCGGAGAGUGUGAAAACUCGAAAUGACGUUUUCUACUUAAUGCCUGAACGUUCUUGUGUACCCGAUAGUCCAGUGUGGUAUUCAACUAUGCCAUUGCCAAAAAAUGCUUUGGAAAAAAUGUUACAUCGAGUGAAAAUGGUCAAAGAAAUAAAUGUAGCGCUAUUGACGAGCUAGAUGUGAAAGUGAUUUUUGUUUGUCAAUUUUAUUAUGGAAGUUUCAUUUAAAAAUGUACAUAUUGGCCUUCUAAACAAAUCACAGCUGCCAGCAAGAAAAUUAUGUUUUUUUUUAAUUGUCGGAAUUGCAUGAGAAUGAUUCCGUUGGACAUACAACUUUUGCACAGUGCAUGGUGGUCCUGCAAUUGGUGAACAUAUGUUUUAUUAUAAUUUCUUUUCUUUGUAUAAUUUUUAAAAGUAUAGUUAAUGUAAGUUCACACUUAUUUUCUACAAUUCGUUUAAUUUUCUAAAUUGUACAUCAAAGUUUUAUUAAACUUUUACAUAUGA
Messenger RNA from Agrilus planipennis (emerald ash borer), 4975 nucleotides. It is a transcript of the gene woc, whose product is annotated as zinc finger MYM-type protein 3. The record is from RefSeq and is a predicted model, not a curated record. Bases 162 to 4649 code for a protein of 1495 amino acids. The transcript has 18 exons. Gene Ontology annotation, molecular function: zinc ion binding. NCBI's taxonomy places the organism in Eukaryota, Metazoa, Arthropoda, Insecta, Coleoptera, Buprestidae.